GUCAGAAGUAUUUUGUAAAUCAUAUGUUUGAAUAUUUCGAGAGGAUGUAGUGUAUUUAGUUAUUGUAAAGAGAUGUAUUACUUACUGUUUUUCGGAGAGUGAAAUGUGAAAAUGUAUUUGUUCAAGAAAAAUUGCAUAAUACUUAUAGCCUGUUCUUUGUUAAUUAACUAUGGUUUUGCACUCAAACACAGAACAAAGCGGAAUUUGCUUGCAAUGAGCGACAUGAUAUCUUUCACCACAGGGCGAUAUGGCUUGGACUUUAAUAAAUAUGGCCAUUUCUGUGGCAAGGGUGGUAAAGGUCAAAUAAUGGACAGAAUUGAUUGGUGCUGCAACCUUCAUGACAACUGUUAUGGGAGAUUACAGAAUUAUGGAUGUCCUCAUAUACUAAUGAGUACAUAUGACUGGACAGUUGUGAAUUAUCAGAUUGAAUGUCCGUAUGUAACCACAUCGAAGACCAGCUCUGUUUUUAAGUUACCAAAAUCAACCUCUGAUGAAAAAAUAGAAGUGGACAGGGAUUAUUGUCACCAAGCAACCUGUGAAUGUGACAAAAAUUUGGCGUACUGCCUUGGACAUUAUAACACUUAUUAUAAUAAGGAACUUCAAUCAAAAUCUAAAUUAUUACGAUUCAUUCAUAAAGCAGCACACUUUUUAACAAAAGGUCGAAUUUAAUAAUUUUGAAAGUUGUACUGUGUUUCAUUAUGUAAAGUUAUAUUAGAAAUAUUAUAUUAAUAAUAC
Molecule: messenger RNA, 735 nt
Organism: Mytilus trossulus (common blue mussel)
Lineage: Eukaryota; Metazoa; Mollusca; Bivalvia; Mytilida; Mytilidae
Product: group IIE secretory phospholipase A2-like
Exons: 5
Coding region: 112-669 (185 amino acids)
Biological process (GO): lipid catabolic process; phospholipid metabolic process; arachidonate secretion
Molecular function (GO): calcium ion binding; phospholipid binding
Source: RefSeq, a predicted model, not a curated record